Messenger RNA from Trichogramma pretiosum, 2954 nucleotides. Its product is annotated as protein RCC2 homolog. The transcript is spliced from 5 exons. Bases 441 to 1913 code for a protein of 490 amino acids. Lineage: Eukaryota; Metazoa; Arthropoda; Insecta; Hymenoptera; Trichogrammatidae. The record is from RefSeq and is a predicted model, not a curated record.
GAUUUCGCUGAUUCAACGCUCGGCGUCGCGCGCGCGGGGCCUGUACCAAGUAAAGACGAGUCGGUAAAACUGCUAUACGCGCGAAAUAGCGUGUCUGUUCCCGGAGCGUCGUUGUCGUUUAGCGGGCUCGAACGCGAGAAAGAGAGAAAGAAAGAAAGAAAGAAAUUUACGUUGUUACAUAUAUAGGUAUAGUUGCGACAGUUGCGAGUCGUUGGUGUAUUGUCGGCGGCGAACCGAAUCCCGUGAGGCAUAAAGCGCGAGUGGCGGGCAGCUGCACACUACAACAAAGUCUUUCCUACCAUCAGUUCGCCAGAUACACACGUAUCGUAUAUAGGAGCGACUCGCUGGUCUCCGACUCUGCGUGUGAUAUUACGACCGUAAGCGGCUCGACACUGUAACAUAUAUUUUAGAAUAAAUCGAAGGAUUCUAACGAGUUAAGAAUGUCGGCCAAGAGGAAAGGAGCCAACCCCAAGAGCAAGAAGAGCAAAGCUCGCAAGGUCGAGUACGACGAGUCGGACAUCUCGAGCGAGCACGAGUCCGAUGUCGAGGACGAGCGUCAAAAGAAUCACGACGGUGCCCACGCUGACGGGGAUGGCGCCGCCGCCUUGGAGGACAUCACCGAUUACUCCAGCAUACCGGAAUUGCCAGCCCCCGAGGGUGGAUGGGGAAAGGCAGGUACUCUACUUAUGUGUGGCCUUACCAAUUGGGAAUCAUCAGGUCGCAAAUCAAUGCCUAAAGGAGCAAAGAUGAUUGGCAGAAACUUAUGGACUCCUCAUACUUUUAAAAAUUUGAAUGGAGCUAGAGUUAGGCUGGUUGCCUCAGGACCAUCAUCUGCCCACAAUGUCAUAGUUACAGAAGAUAAUAGAUGCUUGGUAUUUGGAAGAAAUGAAAAAGGUCAAUUAGGUGUUGGAGAUGAUAAACGAAGAGACGAUCCUACAGAAGUUGAAGCAUUGAAAGGACAUACUGUAAUCGGAGCUGCUUGUGGUCGUCAUCACACACUGUUUUUAACAAGUCGUGGUAUUGUCUUUGCAGCAGGAGACAAUAAACUUGGACAGUGUGGAGUUGGAUCAAAUGAAGAGAAAAUUCUCACAGCAACCAAAAUUAAGUAUACUGGUCCUCCUAUUGUAAAAGUAGGCUGUGGAGCUGAAUUUUCUGUAAUCCUUGAUGUUAAAGGGGGCUUACAUUCAUUUGGUUGCCCUGAAUAUGGCCAACUUGGCCACAAUACUGAUGGCAAAUAUUUCAUCACUAGUACAAAAUUGGGUUUUCAUUUUGAAAAAGCUCCCAAACGGAUUGUUAUCUAUGUUGAAAGAACUAAAGAUGGUCAUGUAACUCCACUUGAUGGUGUAGAGAUUUCUGACUUUAGCUGUGGUUUUAAUCAUACUGUAGCUGUUGACAGCAAAAAUCGAGCUUUCUCUUGGGGUUUCGGAGGUUUUGGUCGUCUAGGGCAUAAUGAACAACGUGACGAACUUGUGCCACGACUUAUAAAAUUCCUAGAACCUCCAAAUCGUGGCGUUAAAGCCGCUUUUUGUGGUAGUUCAUUCAGCUUGGUUAUUAAUGUUCAUGGAAGUAUGUUACUGUUUGGACAAGCAAAACGUACGGGUGAGGCUAAUAUGUACCCAAAACCAGUUCAAGACCUUUCAGGCUGGGACAUCAGAUGUGUUGCUUGUUCCCAAACUAGUAUUUUAGUAGCUGCUGAUGAAUCUGUAAUUGCUUGGGGUGGCAGUCCUACAUAUGGAGAAUUAGGUUUUGGUGAGAUGAGAAAAUCAUCUACAACUCCAAUGGAAAUAAAAGCUUUGGAAGGAUUAUACAUAACAUCUCUUACUUGUGGUAUUUCUCAUAGUCUUUUUAUUUGUAGAGAUGAAUCAGAUGAAGAAAAAGCUAAAAUUGCAAAGCUUCAAGAAUAUUCAGUAUAAAGUAAUUAAAAGAUUUACUCUCUCAAAAUAUAAAUUAUUCUUUAAGUUAUUAUUUUUAAGAGUUAUAGAAGUGGUUUUUUUAUAAUGUUUCAUACUUUUAAUUUGAUUAAAAGUUUAAUUUUCAAAGUUACUCUUAAACAAAUUUGUGGGGUGCUGUUAAAUUUUGAAUCUAAAUAAGAUGAAUUUUAUUUUGUCAAUGCCCUAAACUUAUUUUUUACUAUUCUGUGUACUUCCAUUUUUUAAUGCAUAGAAUACCAUAUACAACGUUUUUGUCUGUUAUUAAUAGUUCCAAAAAAAUUGCAAAGCCUAUAUUUUGAUACAAUGAUUCUUGAUAAAUAUUUUCAAUGUAUAUGUGUAUGUAAUGGUUGUUUUAGUCAAAUGUGCUGGUAAACUUGAAAAAAUUUAUAAAUGUUUUGUGAUAAAUCUUAAAUUUUCCAAAAUCUAAUUUUUGACGUACACAUUUUAAAAUUCACCAAAACAUUAAAACAUUAAAAUUCGUUGUAUUGUUUCAAAAAUGAACUCAUAGUCUAAUUUGUAAUGAUUUGUAAUGAUGUAUGAUCAAACUACAUCAUUUUUUAUUUCUAAUCGACAAAAUAUUAAGAAUUAAUUUAACACUAUAUAUCUGUUGCUUAUUAAAAUAUUAUAGAACUUUUGAAUCCCAUAACUUCUGAGUAAAAGAAUUCUGGAAAAAGAUCUAAAAUUAUACAGAGCUUCUAAUACUACAGAUUCUACGUUUAUCUGAUGAAUGCAGUAUUUUUAAUAUUAAUAUAAUUAUCUUUAAUUUUUUAUUUGCUUCAUUAAUGAGAAAAUGUAUACUGGAACCAGUCUCAGAUUGACGUCUUCUAAGUUAUUUGUCUAUACUUGUGAUUAAAAAUAAGUUAGUAACAACCGAAACAAGCGUAUAAGCGUUCUGACAUGUGAUAUCCUAAAUUAAACGAUUGUCACAGCUCAUACUAAAUGCAGUUCUAUAGCAUUUGAAAUAUUUUUGGUGAUAAAAAAUGUAUGGUUUGAUACUAAUAAAAGAAUUUCUACAACUUUUAA